This is a messenger RNA of Lampris incognitus (smalleye Pacific opah), 667 nucleotides long. RefSeq names its product V-set and transmembrane domain containing 2 like (gene vstm2lb). NCBI's taxonomy places the organism in Eukaryota, Metazoa, Chordata, Actinopteri, Lampriformes, Lampridae. The record is from RefSeq and is a predicted model, not a curated record. The transcript has 4 exons. Bases 14 to 667 code for a protein of 217 amino acids.
GAGCAGAGAAGCAAUGGGGGCGUUCGGAGUUGUGACAAGGAUUGUACACUGCAUGGGACUUUACGUUCAGUUCGGCGCCGCUCUGAAGACGGUCGGACACGGCGAGGUGGACAAUCGCGUCUCUGGAAAUGCUCUCUUCACAGAGGUGCCACAUGAUAUCACCACACAAAGCGGUGAGGACGUAGAGAUGGCUUGUUCUUUCCGUGGGGCAGGCUCUCCCUCCUACUCCCUGGAGAUCCAGUGGUGGUACAUUAAAAAUCACAAAAAUUGGCAACAGAAGCCCACCUGGACCACUAAUCAGGUGGUGCCCCUGGAGGACAUGUCCAAGGAUGCUACCAAAAUAAGUGUGGUGAAAGUUGCUGGCAGCAACAUCUCCCACAAGCUCCGUUUGUCCAGCGUCAAGCCGUCAGAUGAGGGCACGUAUGAGUGCCGCGUCAUCGACUUCAGUGGUGCCGUGGCGCAGCACCACCGCGUGCGCGCCUACCUCCAGGUGGAGGCCGAGAAAAGCCAAGGGCACGGGUCACACGACACCCAACGCAACACCCCUGGGCAUCUGGCGCAGGGCAGCAUUGUCUAUCCCCAACCCCUCCACCAGACGGAGGGCAGGGAACUGAAGAGGAGAUCAGCUGGUAGCACCACUGACUGCAAUGAGAGCUGUAUGCUUUAG